AUGGACGAAUCAUUCAUUCCUUACCGCCGCGCCGCUUCCUACCUGCUCCAUCGAUUGAAGGAGGAAGGCAUCGCACUGCCGGUUCUGGGAGUCAUUUGCGGUUCGGGGUUGUCAGGACUCUCGGACACAUUGGAAGGCAAAAAAUUGCGCGUCCAGUAUGGAGAUAUUCCUGGAUUCCCAGCGCACUGUACCGUGGCAGGACACAAGGGUGAAGUCGUCUUUGGAUGCCUCAGUGGUGUCCCCGCCAUGUGCUUUCGAGGAAGAUUCCACUCGUACGAAGGACAUCCCAUGAAGACGGUUGUAUUGCCCGUAUACGUCAUGAGAUGUCUCGCUGUCAAGGUGGUCAUCGUCACCAAUGCGGCUGGAGGACUCAACAGCAAUUACAAAGUCGGCAAUGUCGUCUGUGUCUCGGAUCAUUUGGCCAUUCCUCAGUUGGCAGGAAAUAACCCUUUGGUAGGAGCCAAUGACCCGGAACUUGGACCUCGAUUUCCAGCUACCAGUAAUGCCUACCCGAUCAGCCUUCGUCGAUGUGCCCUCAAUGCCGCCAAAGAACUCAAGUUUAACUUUGUGGAACCACAUGGCACCUACUGCUUUGUGUCGGGGCCAAUGUACGAGAGCAGGGCCGAAUGUCGAUUUUUGAGAUCGCUCGGAGGAGACGCCGUGGGCAUGUCUACCGUGCCCGAAAUUGUGGCCGCCCAUCAUUGCAAUAUGCAAAUCCUUUGUUUGUCUCUCAUUACCAACAAGGUCGUCAUGGCGGGAGAUGAAGAUGAGUCGGAUCAUGGGGCUGUGGCCAACCACGCAGAAGUCUUGGAAGCAGUACAGCAACGGGCCAAGCAGGUACAGGCAUUGGUCAAGAAAACAGUGGAAACUAUUGGACGCGACAUUCUACCCUCCUUGCCCGAAUUGCCCCAAGUUUCAUUGGAAAUUCCUGUCACGAGCAGUACCACUAUCGACACCAGCGAUGGUCGCAAGUCUGCUGACAUGUCGACUACAGCGUUGUUGGGAGCAGGAGCCAUGUUGGUGGCUGCGGGUGCCAUGUUAGGAAUGACUUUGGCACGGCAAAAGUAG
Seminavis robusta is the source of this 1068-nucleotide messenger RNA. The record is from the annotation of a GenBank genome assembly. Lineage: Eukaryota; Bacillariophyta; Bacillariophyceae; Naviculales; Naviculaceae.